Scheffersomyces coipomensis is the source of this 6177-nucleotide messenger RNA. Its product is annotated as ATP-dependent RNA helicase. The transcript has a single exon. The record is from RefSeq and is a predicted model, not a curated record. Gene Ontology annotation, molecular function: ATP binding; nucleic acid binding. NCBI's taxonomy places the organism in Eukaryota, Fungi, Ascomycota, Pichiomycetes, Serinales, Debaryomycetaceae. The coding region runs from base 1 to 6177 and encodes 2058 amino acids.
AUGUCAAACGGUACACCAAGGAAUGGUGAUCUGCAGUCUACUAAUGGCAAUCAAUACAGUUACAAUGAGAUGUCGAAUAAAAUCAUACGAGGAUCAAGAAGAUAUAAUGAUGAUAAUGUAAAUUCAAAUCCUACUUCUAUAGCAGGUCAUAUAUCAAUUAAAGAUAUGGGAAGUGCCAAUGUGAUGGUGCUGACCACCAGUAAUACUGAUACGGUGGAUCAUGUCGAGACAUCCAACUCGAAUGAAAGUGAUGAUUAUAAAGUUGUUACUGAAAAUAAUAGUCACUUUUUCAAUAUGAUACUAUCAACUAUAAGACCAUUCAUAGAAGAUGCAAGUCAUGAGAUUAUCAUAUCAGCUGCAGAAUCAGUGUUGGAGAUUCUUAAGGAAGAAGAUUCAAAUGUGACGACUAAGAAAGCAUCAAUUUCUGAUCUUCUUGGGGAGACUAUUGAUGAUAUUUCAAUGAAAGAUUUAAUCAAUUUCGCCGGCAAAAUCAUAGAUAAUGAAGAUGAAGGUCAAAAUAUAGAAGAUAAUGGAGAGACUAACGAUGUGAUAGCGGUGGAACUUGACGAUAAUGAUGAUGCUGAAGAAUUAUUAGCAGGAGAAGUACAGUCUGAAGAAGAAGAAGAAGAAAAUGUCGAGGAAGAUGGUGAUGAUCUUAAAUCAAAGGAUAUAAUCUUAUCUGGUAAAAUUGAUAAUGUCAAGUUACCUCAAAUUUAUGAAAUCACUGUUUCAUAUAUACAGAAAGAGAUUUCCAAAGCUUUACCCGAUCUUAAAAAGGAUGAUAUUGAAAAAUUAUGGGAUCAAUCAUUUGAAAUCUUACAACAAGAAGAUAUUGAUAUCAAACAAUUGGAAACAUCCUUAUUGGAAAUCUUUAAUCUUGAAAAUAAUUCAUUCAUAAAUUUAUGUAUUCAAGAUAGAUGGAAGAUUGUCUAUGGUAUAAAACUUCAACAGAAUAAUAAUAGAUCAGAAAUCAUUGAAGAGAUGAAACAGUUAAAAUUAGAUUAUUUAAUUAAAGAACUUGAUGAUAAUAGAGGAACCAAAAGAAAAAUAUCCGACAUAGAAGCAGAAACUACAAGAAUACCAAAAUUAAUCGAUAUUGAAGCUUCAACUUUUGUUCAAACUGCUCCCUUAAUGACAACUACUAAAAUCAAAUUACCGCAAGGUUCAUUCCAACAAAGUAAAAAGCUAUAUGAUAUAAUCACUGUUCCUGCCCCAUCCCCACCACCAGAAUCAAAUGGUGAUAAUGAAUUAAUCCCCAUUUCAACCCUUCCAGGAUGGGCAAGAGCUGUAUUUCCCUCAUCAGAAGCCACUAAUUUAAAUCGAGUUCAAUCUCAAGUAUUUCCUCGAGUAUUCAAUACUGAUAAUAAUAUCUUGUUAUGUGCUCCAACUGGGGCAGGUAAAACCAAUGUGGCUAUGUUGUCGAUAUUACGUGCCAUAUCUAAUCAUAGAAAUCCAGACACUGGUAAACUUAAUUUAAAGGAUUUUAAACUUGUAUAUAUAGCACCUUUAAAAGCUUUAGUUCAAGAACAAAUGAGAGAAUUUCUGAGAAGAUUGACUCCAGCAUUUGGGAUUGUUGUCAAUGAAUUGACGGGUGAUUCUAGUUUAUCCAAGAAACAAUUGGAAGAAACUCAAGUUAUAGUCACUACUCCUGAAAAAUGGGAUGUGGUUACUAGAAAAGCAUCUCAGAAUGCUAUUGUCAAGAAAACAAAAUUAAUAAUAAUUGAUGAAAUUCAUUUGUUACAUGAUGAUAGAGGUCCAGUAUUGGAAAGUAUUGUCAGUAGAACUAUAAGAAAUGUCGAUGCCAAUACUCGUUUAAUUGGUCUUUCGGCUACAUUACCGAAUUAUCAAGAUGUGGCCCAAUUCUUACAUGUUGAUAAAUCAAAUGAUUUAUUUUAUUUCGAUGCAUCUUAUAGACCAUGUCCUUUAGAACAAAAGUUUAUUGGAAUUAAAGAAAGAAAAGCUAUUAAAAGGUUAAGUGCCAUGAAUGAAGCAUGUAAAGAGAAGAUUGAAGAAUGUCUUAAAAACAAUCAUCAAGCUAUUAUUUUCGUUCAUUCUAGAAAGGAAACUUUUAAAACGGCAAAAUGGUUACAAGAACAACUUGGAGGUAUUAAUAAAAAUGAAGGUUCAAUAGAGAUAUUACAACAAGAAGCAAAUGAAUUCAAAGAUAAACAACUUAAAGAAAUUAUCCCUGGAGGAUUUGGAAUUCAUCAUGCGGGUCUUUUAAAGAAUGAAAGAAGUGUGGUGGAAGAUCUUUUCGCUCAAAGUCAUUUGAAAGUUCUUGUUUCAACCGCUACGUUGGCUUGGGGGGUUAAUCUACCAGCUCAUACCGUUAUUAUAAAAGGUACCGAAACUUACUCACCUGAAAAGGGAUCUUGGGUACAACUUUCUCCGCAAGAUAUUUUACAAAUGUUAGGAAGAGCUGGAAGACCAAGAUAUGAUAAAUCCGGUGAAGGGGUUAUAAUCACUACUCAAGAUGAAAUUCAAUAUUAUUUGGCAGUUUUAAAUCAACAAUUACCAAUUGAAUCACAAUUAAUGACAAGGCUAGCUGAUUCUGUUAAUGCUGAAAUUGUAUUAGGUACUAUUGAAAAUAGAGAAGAUGUCGUUCAAUGGUUGGGAUAUACUUACUUGUAUAUCCGUAUGUUAAGAUCACCUGCAUUAUAUCAUGUUGGAGUUGAUAUUGAAGAUGAUAAAUCAUUAUACUGGAAAAGACACGAUUUAGCUCAUUCUGCCUUGACUAUAUUACAACAAAAUAAACUUGUACAAUAUGAUGCUGAAUCAGGUAAUUUGGUUGGAACUGAACUUGGAAGGAUUGCUUCUCAUUUUUAUAUUAAUUAUAGGACAAUUAAUAUGUAUAAUACUCAGUUGAAACCUUGGCUCUCGGAGAUCGAAUUAAUUAAGAUAUUUUCCAAGUCGGGUGAAUUUGAAUAUGUGGCUACUAGACAAGAAGAAAGGUUAGAAAUUGCUAAAUUAAUGGAAAAGAGUCCAAUUCCAGUUAAAGAAAAACCUAAUGAAACAUCAGCCAAAAUCAAUUUAUUAUUACAAGCCUAUAUUUCAAGACUUACAUUAGAAGGUUAUGCUUUAAUGUCUGAUAUGGUUUAUAUUACUCAAUCAGCUGGACGUCUUUUAAGAGCAAUGCAUGAAAUAUCAUUACAAAAGAAUUGGUCAUCAUUAGCUAAGAUAACUUUGAACUUAUGUAAAAUGGUUGAAAAAAGGAUGUGGUUAACUAAUUCUCCUUUCAGACAAUUUGGAGAUUUGGCACCAAAAGAAAUAAUCAGAGCUACUGAAAGUUCACAUUUCCCAUGGAUGCAUUAUUUUAAUUUAAGUUCUGCUGAAUUAGCUGAAGCUUUGAACUUGAAAAGUAAUGCAGGAAGAGCCUAUGAAUUAUUAAAACAAUUCCCCAAACUUGAUCUCAGCUAUUACAUUCAAACAAUCACAUCUAGUUUGAUUCGUGUUCAAGUGCAGAUUGUUGCUGAUUGGAUUUGGCCCCAGCAGAAGAAUGUUGAAUCAUUCUUAGUGGUUGUUGAAGAUUGUAAUGGUGAUAAAGUAUUAUUCAGUGAUAGAUUUGUGGUUCUGAAACGAGAUGUGGAAAACACUUACUUGUUGGAAUUCACUCUUCCGAUUUUAUCUCCAGAACAGCCAGUAUAUUUCCUUAACUUCAUCAGUGAAUCAUGGUUACAUAGUGAAUGGAAGACACCUUUAAAUUUAUCAGACUUACAACUUCCAAAACCAUUUGCUGCACCAAGACGUUUAUUGGAUCCCCCAAAUAUAGUUUCUAAAUCUACCUUUAAUGACUCUGAAAUUGAAGAUUUAUUUGAUUUUAAAUUUUUUAACAAAUUCCAAUCUGAAUUGUUUCCUCACUUGUACAAUUCAAUUGAAAAUAUAUUUAUUGGUAUUGCUAAAGGAGGUGGUAAGACAGUAUGUGCUGAGUUAGCUUUAAUUAAUCAUUGGAAGAUGGGUAAUACAUCAAGGGCUGUAUAUCUUGAUCCUAAUCAAAAGAAACUUGAUCAAUUGUAUAAAGUUUGGUCAAAGAAGUUUUCCACGUUAGAAGAAAAGGAAGUUGGGAUUUUCAAUGGAACCUUGGUAAAUGAUCUUCUGGUCAUUGGUUCGUGCAAUGUCAUAUUGGCUACACCUGAACAAUUCAACUUUGUAUCCAAGAGAUGGAAACAGAGAAGAGCCGUUCAAGAUAUUGGUCUUUUAAUUUGUGAUGAUGUUCAUGAGGUUGGAAAUGGUUUGAAAGGUGCGGUAUAUGAAUCAGUCAUUGCUAGAAUGAGAUUUGUCAGUGCUCAACUUGAAAAGGAAUUAAGAAUAGUAGCACUUUCCACUCCAAUGGCUAAUAGUCGAGAUUUUGGAGAAUGGAUUGGAUGCUCUAAGUCUAACAUUUUUAACUUUUCUCCUCAAGAGAGGUUUUAUCAAAUUAAAGAGAUUAGAAUACAAGAAUUACCUGAUGAAAGUCUUACGUUUCCAAUACUUAAAUCUAUUCUGAAAGAAAAGUCCUUAGUGUUUUGUUCUAGUAGACUGGCAUGUUUAGAAGUUGCUUCUGAAGUUAUCAAUCAAGGCACACUUUCAGAACCAACCGAAGAUCUUGAAUCUUACCUUGGUAGAAUUCAUGAUGAAGUACUUAAGAACUUGAUUUCUCAUGGGAUUGGUAUUUUUUAUCCAGAUAUGCAUUAUGUUGAUGAAGUCAUUGUGAGAAGAUUAUUUGAACAUGAUGUUAUCUCCAUUUUAUUUGCAACUAAAGAUACUUCUCAUUUUGCUCCUGCCAGUAGUUCUGUUGUCAUAUUAGGAACUCAAGAGUAUGAUGGAAAAGAUCAUAGAUUCAUUGAUUACUCAGUUAACCAUAUCUUAGAAAUGGUUGGAUGCUGUAAGGACAAUUUAAGAGAUAAUGGAAAAGUUUCGAUAUUCACUAACAAUAAGUCGAAAAUUGACUUUUAUAGUAAGUUCUUGAAUGAAUGUCUUCCAGUUGAGAGUUAUUUAAAUGUAUCACUUCAUGAGUUCUUUGUUGAUGAAAUCGCUUCGGGAACUAUAACCAACAAACAAGAAUGUAUUGAUUGGUUUACCUUCACUUAUUUCUACAGAAGACUACAAUUAAAUCCUAGUUUCUAUGAUGUUAACGAUACAACCCAUCUUGGUAUUUCCGAACAUCUUUCAGAAUUGGUAGAGACUACAUUAAGUAAUCUUGAAAAGAUUGAAAUGAUAGAGGAUGAUGAAGAAAGUGGAGAUAUUUCUCCAUUGAAUGGUUCUAUGAUUGCAUCUCAUUAUGGUAUUAGACUUAACAGUAUGAAAUUAUUGAAACAAUUGGAUAAUAGGGCCAAAUUGAAAUUAAUUUUGGAAACUUUAACUUUAAGUGAAGAAUUUGAUGUUAUAAAUGUAAGACAGAAUGAAGAAGGUUUAUUGAAAAAGAUAUACAGUAGAGUUCCAUAUAAGGCAACUGAAGAGAAUUUUUCAUCCCCUUAUUUCAAAGCUUUCAUUCUUCUUCAAGCUCAUUUCUCGAGAAUACCUUUGUCUUUGGAGUUAGAGUCUGAUAAAAAGAAGGUAUUGCAAAUUGUUUUGAAUUUGGUUUAUGGUUGUAUUGAUACAUUAUCAAGUGAAGGUUAUUUGAAUGCACUUAGUGCCAUGACCAUUUCACAAAUGGUAAUUCAAAGUGUUUGGAAUAGAGAUAGUCCAUUGAAACAAAUUCCUCAAUUUAAUGAUGCUAUUUUAGCGAGAUGUAAAGAGCACGAAGUUGAAACAGUAUAUGAUAUUAUGUCCUUAGAGGAUGAGGAAAGAGAUGAAAUUUUCCAAUUGAAUGAAAGUCAACUUAAUCAAGUUGCAGAAUUUGUUAAUAAGUAUCCUAACAUCGAUAUUUCUUACGAGUUAGAUGUGGCUGAAACCAUAGUUGCAAAUGAACCAAAAGAUAUUAUAAUAAAAUUAGAAAGAGAUGAAGAAAUGGAUGAUUUGACUGUUGUGGCUCAUAAUUAUCCUUCUGAAGUCAGAGAAGGUUGGUGGAUUGUCAUUGGAGAUAUUCAAACUAAACAAUUAUACUCCAUUAAGAAGACCACCAUUAAGAAUGAAUCACAGGAAAUUAAACUUUCAUUUACAAUCCCCAACCCAGGUCAUCAUAAUUUGUCCAUCUGGUGUAUGUGUGAUUCAUACGUAGACGCUGAUAAAGAAAUCUCAUUUGAAAUUGAUGUAGUUUAG